This is a messenger RNA of Parathielavia appendiculata, 967 nucleotides long. RefSeq lists its product as uncharacterized. The transcript has a single exon. The record is from RefSeq and is a predicted model, not a curated record. Bases 136 to 501 code for a protein of 121 amino acids. Lineage: Eukaryota; Fungi; Ascomycota; Sordariomycetes; Sordariales; Chaetomiaceae.
AUGUUAUACCUGAGCAGUACAACUUAACAACACCAUCUCUUUCUUCUCCUCGGCCUUGCAUGAGUUCAGAAAGUGUCGGUCAUGGUUGAAGGAGCCUAAGCGUCCCGGCGCAUAUCACGGUUGUCGGUGCCGGUGAUGCGAACGGAGGGCGCCGUAGUGUCGUUGUCAUCGUCGUCAGUGCCGGUGAUGCGGACCGAGUCGGCCGUAACGUGGUUGUCUCUUCGCCAAUUACGGCUGUCGUCGGCUUUGUCGAUGGCGACAGCGGGCAUGCCAUUGUCCCGUCGCAUGUCACGGUUAUCGGUACCGGCCGUGCCGAUCGAGGCGUCCGGCUUGGCGUCGUCCUGCGUUGUGUUCUGGUUGCUUUGGAUCUCGCUUCUGCCCGCCAGGCGUGAGGAGGGCAGGGCCAUUGCCGCGGUGGCGAGGCCGAUGAGGAGGAUAUUCAGCUGCAUUUUCCUGUACUUUGGGGUGAUGGUGCUUGCUGGAUGUUUAUGGAUGGAAUAACGGAACUGGACUAAAGCCGGGAGCAGGAAGCUUUAUGUCUUGCCCGCUUGCCCUUGAAACUGGGUCUCAAGCUGCUUGAUUUCCUUUACCUGUACGACACGACGGAUAGAAUGCUGACCCGAAGAAAUGUUCGGGGUUCUUGAGAUGGAAAGCUACACUACGCUUGGCGAUAAUGAGGCUGUGUCCUGGGCCUUUUCGAUUACGGAUAACUUGAUCAUAAAGAACGGACUCGUCUCAGGUAUCUUUUCCGCUAAAUUUCCUUCAAGAGCAUCAGGAAUAUCGGAGAGCCUCUCAGUUCGUUUCAAAGCUAAGUUUCAUGUGUGGUCCGACAUUCAAGAUAAACAUUACGCAAUAACGCUCCCAAAGGGGUGUAGUUACGUAUGCAUCGGAUUCCAAUGCGACUGAGCCAUCAUCCUAUGGUACAAUGUCCAAUGAGGUGCGCUUAGCCAAGCAGGUCUCUUCCAAU